GCGCCUCGCGAUCCGGAAGCGAGCGGCCCGCCCGUCGGAGCCCGGAUCCUCCCCCGCGCCGGCAGAUCCAGCGGCUUGCGGACAAGGGGCCAGAUCGCACCCGCGAGAUGGCGGCGGCGGCCGUGAGCGGCGCUAAGCGGAGCCUGCGGGCCGAGCUGAAGCAGCGUCUGCGGGCGGUGAGCGCCGAGGAGCGGCUGCGCCAGUCCCGUCUCUUAACCCAGAAGGUGAUUGCCCACAGUCAGUAUCUAAAGUCCAAAAGAAUUUCCAUCUUUCUGAGCAUGCCAGAUGAAAUCGAGACGGAAGAGAUCAUCAGGGACAUUUUCCAACAAGGCAAGACCUGUUUUAUCCCACGGUAUCACUUCCAGAGCAAUCACAUGGAUAUGGUGAAAUUAGCAUCGCCCGAGGAAAUUUCUUCCCUUCCCAAAACAUCCUGGAAUAUUCAUCAGCCCGGGGAGAAUGAGAUUCGAGAGGAGGCCUUGUCAACAGGGGGACUUGAUCUCAUCUUCAUGCCUGGUCUUGGGUUUGACAACUGUGGCAACCGUCUGGGUCGGGGCAAGGGCUACUACGACGCCUACCUGAAGCGCUGUCUGCAGUCCCAGGAUGUGAAGCCCUACACCCUGGCCUUGGCUUUCAAAGAACAGAUUUGCCUCCAGGUCCCCAUGGAUGAACAUGACAUGAAGGUAGAUGAAGUCCUUUAUGAAGACUCCCCAGCAUCCUAAGUCCUGAUGACUACAGCUCCCCCAAAAUCAAUGUUCUGUAUCAGAGAAAAGCAGAAUAUGUGUAUUUUCCUUUAUCAGAAAUUAGUAGAAAUAGGGGCUGUAUUGCGUUUAGUGUUAAUUAUAAGAUAUCUAACAUGAAGCCAUUUUAAAAAACCAAUAGCAGCGUGAGUAAUAGAACCUCAAUUAAAAUGGAGCCUAUCACCA
Molecule: messenger RNA, 923 nt
Organism: Phacochoerus africanus (Common warthog)
Lineage: Eukaryota; Metazoa; Chordata; Mammalia; Artiodactyla; Suidae
Gene: MTHFS
Product: methenyltetrahydrofolate synthetase
Exons: 3
Coding region: 108-719 (203 amino acids)
Biological process (GO): folic acid-containing compound biosynthetic process; tetrahydrofolate interconversion
Cellular component (GO): mitochondrion
Molecular function (GO): 5-formyltetrahydrofolate cyclo-ligase activity
Source: RefSeq, a predicted model, not a curated record